Haemonchus placei is the source of this 439-nucleotide messenger RNA. The record is from the annotation of a GenBank genome assembly. Lineage: Eukaryota; Metazoa; Nematoda; Chromadorea; Rhabditida; Trichostrongylidae.
GGAUGCACAACAACAUACAAUUUAUAUGAAUGUAUGUGAUUCUGUAUCCUCCUUUUUAGCUGGAAAUCGAUGCUAUAGCUGUAUGUCGCGAUAUUACGGUGUCACGUGGCAAUUUGCCGGCUAUUCAAGAAUAUAUGUAGAGCCGAGAGCAUUCACAGAUGCAUGCCGAAGUCCACUGACACGAGGGACUGAUGUACCUUAUGCAUUCUGUGAUGAUAACUCGAAUUGUAUCACAAUGGUGGAAGAUUUGAAAAUCGGCAAUACGAUUUCAGGUACCGGUGCUAAAGGUUUUAUCCGAGGUUGUUACUCCUCGGUCUUCCUUACUGGAUUCAAUCGCUCUGGAUCAGCCGCAGCAUUGGCCAGUCACACCUUCUGCCAUACAUUCAACCUCACACAGUUAUUAAGCAGAGGCCAACCUCAGGAAAGUAGUAUGAGGUAA